AUGGUGUACCUGCUGCCCAAGCACUCGUGCUUCGAUGAGCACGUCACCUUCUUCAAGUGUUGUCAUUACGUGUUCGAAGGCGACGGCAAUCCUGCAUGUUGGAACAAGGCCCUCGUGUCGGCGAAUAUGAACUACGACUUCUGCUGCAAGCUCUCGUCUUGGAACGAUCACGAUGCAUCCAUCCCGUUCCUGUUUUCGACCUUUCUCCGCGUCGAAUACAGACCUCCAGAUGCUGAUCAGCCGACGGAGCUGGAGAUCCAUCAGCUCGCUGACCCAAAGCUCUCGGCCCAUUCGAUGCAGCUGAAGAUCGGCCCCGGCUGGCCGGCCGGGUUUCUCUGGACAGGAAGCUAUCAGCUACUGAGGUGGUUCGAAUGCAAUGCAGAUCUCGGGCAUCAGUUCUGGGCGGAUGCGGAAUACAUUGAGUUUGGUGGAG
This is a messenger RNA of Symbiodinium sp. CCMP2456, 433 nucleotides long. Lineage: Eukaryota; Dinophyceae; Suessiales; Symbiodiniaceae. The record is from the annotation of a GenBank genome assembly.